Messenger RNA from Mesorhabditis spiculigera, 657 nucleotides. The record is from the annotation of a GenBank genome assembly. NCBI's taxonomy places the organism in Eukaryota, Metazoa, Nematoda, Chromadorea, Rhabditida, Rhabditidae.
AUGCUCGAGACGCUGGCGGUGGGAUUGCCGGGUAUAACGGAGAAGACCGAGACACCGUCGGUGUUCUGCCUCAACAAUUUCGAUCCCGUGGAAAACGGGGCCAACUAUUGGCCGCAGCCGGGCCUCCCCGGAGUCAUCACGCGCGACACCAAUCAGUGCCGCUUUGGUGACUUCAUGCCGUACCAGCAACAUAUGACAAACAAAGGCGGUGUCCGCACCUACACCUGCCAGAACCAGGCGGUCCAGGUGGGGGAGGGCGGGUACUGCACCGAGAUUUCUCGGCCCCACGUCGUCCACCCAUCCUGUCCAGAGGACAUCGGCGGCAAGGCGCGUGCGAUGGCUCGCCUCACAUCCCACGGCCGGCAGGAAGACUUUAAUUGCUUCUUCGUGGUCCAAUGCUCGUCGGGUGCCGCCUGGUCGGCCGUCUUCAUCAUGAUGCGCGUCAUCCUGUCUCGCCUGCUCGCCGGCACUGAAGUUGAGGUGCUCGAUUUGUGGCAUGAGCUGCGCAGCGUUCGCCCGGACGCCAUCACGCAGCCCGAUCAGUACAUGGUCGUCUACAUGUCGGUGCUGGAGUACAUCAAGGCCCGAGUGCCGGAGCACAAGGACAGGAUCGACGGGUUCCUCGCCGACGUCAAGGGGGCCAUGGAACCUCCCAAG